Molecule: messenger RNA, 327 nt
Organism: Penicillium taxi
Lineage: Eukaryota; Fungi; Ascomycota; Eurotiomycetes; Eurotiales; Aspergillaceae
Exons: 1
Coding region: 1-327 (108 amino acids)
Source: RefSeq, a predicted model, not a curated record
AUGAAAGCUUCAAACACCGCCUUUAUAGUGGCUGAGGGCAAACCGAGCUCGGUCAUCACACUAUUGUCUGCGCUUCCAACUAUCGCAGCGAGUAGUUCUAGUGCGGUAGAACCCACAGAUGUCACAAAGGAAGCUGUGGUUGGACAAAGCACCUACAUUUACUCUGAAACUGCAUCCGCCGAAUCAAGUGUGCCUACUUCUUCGACCAACGUCGAUAAGGGAGCAAUUAGCCAAGGAAUCUCUACGCCUGUUCUCUCGACUCUGAUUGCUUCUUCUUCUAGUGUCUCUACACAGUCUACUAGCACCAGUUCCAUUGCUCCUUUGUAG